Molecule: messenger RNA, 2253 nt
Organism: Rhododendron vialii
Lineage: Eukaryota; Viridiplantae; Streptophyta; Magnoliopsida; Ericales; Ericaceae
Exons: 14
Coding region: 162-2021 (619 amino acids)
Biological process (GO): regulation of DNA-templated transcription
Cellular component (GO): nucleus
Source: RefSeq, a predicted model, not a curated record
GUCACUUUGAUUGAAUGGGGAAAUGCCUUUUUACACUUGUUUAUGUAAGCAUUGUUUAUAGAGAUUCUUUGUUUAUACUAUUAUAUAUGCCUUGUGAGUUGUGGCUGAUCAGUGGUUCCAGACCACUACAGUGACACCAAAUCCACCAGGUGCACACAGAAAUGGCUGGAAAACCAAAGAAAAGGUACAUUUCCGAAGUAGGAGUAGCACCAAAAAACAACAAACCAGCCAUGAAUGCUGCUGCAUCUCCCGCUGCUCUUCCUCAUGCUUCCCAAACUACUCCCUCUAGUAAAAGCCAUAAGAAGAAGAAGAAGAAGAAGAAGAAGGCCGAAACCCCAGAGAAAAGCACUCCGAGCUUGACUCAGACUGAGUCAGGCAAUGCAGAACAAACCCAGCUCAGUCCUUCUCCUUCACCCAGCUCCAAACGAAAAAAUUUAUCGCCAGGAGUUCGACUCGUCAAUGGCAGGAUCUACGAUUCCGACAAGGGAAAAACCUGUCACCAGUGCCGUCAGAAGACCCUUGAUUUUGCAGUGUCAUGCGAGAACCGGAGUGAGAAUAAACAAUGUACCUUCCAUUUCUGUCACAUUUGCCUCCUCAACAGAUAUGGAGAGGAAGCGGAAGAAAUGGCUGCAAUGGGUGGUUGGAAAUGUCCCAGAUGCAGGGGCAUCUGUAAUUGCAGUUUUUGCAUGAAGAAGCGAGGUUGUUGCCCUACUGGGAGGCUUGUGCUUGUUGCAAAGGCAAGUGGGUUUACUUCUGUGUCUGAGAUGUUGCUGUUAAAGAACUCUGAGGAGGCCGGGGAAGAUGUGAGUCCAGCAUCAGAAAAGGAGGUUGUUCCAAAGGAGGAGGAUGGAGUGGCUUUGACAAGAGAAAGUAUACAGGAGAACGGUUUUGAGGACAAAAGUUACUUGAAGUCUAAACAUAAAACUUGUGGUGGUGUUGAUGAGGAAUAUGGAAAUCCCCAGAAGGAAAUGUUAAGAAAGAAUGAUGACAGUGAGGGGGAGACUAAAAAGAUAACAAACGAAGGAGGUGCCUCACCAAAAAUGCUGACUUCUAAGAAGCAGGAGCCUGCAGUAGCUUCAACCAGAGGACGUAAAAGACAAAAUUAUUCAGAUGAGAGAAAAAGUUAUUUGAAACUUCCUCAAGGGAUUGAAUUAUCAAAUGUUGCUCAAAUUGACCUGCCUGCUGAGGGUAUUGGACAUGCGUUGCAAUUCCUAGAGUUUUGUGCAGCUUUUGCAAAGGUACUUGAUAUAGAGGAAGGGCAGUCUGAAUAUUUACUCCAAGAAUUAGCAUGUGGACGAGGCUCACUUCGGAGCAUGGACUCCUCAAUUGUCCAGUUUCAUGUCAAAUUGCUCUCCAUGAUACAAAAGGAUACUGGAAAAGAAUAUUCCUCUUUGAAAACUCAAUCCAGAAUGCCAUGGUUGCAAGCGCUUUACAGAUGCAUCUGUGAAUCCCAAUUUCGAUCAAGAGAACUGCUGCUGGAUUGUUUGAAUUUGGCAGCUGAAGGAGAUGGAGAGUUAAGCUCUUCAAAGAAACUCAGACUUUUGAACUUUCUUUGUGAUGAAGUUCUUGGCACCGAGGAGUUGAGGAGUUGGAUUGAUGAACAAAACUUGGAAUUUCUUGCUGAAAGAGAGAAGGUGAGAAACAUGAAAAUGAAACUGCACGGUGAGCUGGCUACAGAUAUGCUCAUGAAAAAUGGUGUGCCUCACUCUGUUUCUGAACAUCGAAAUCUCGUGCUUAAGAUAAAGGCAGAAGCAGCUCAAACUUUUGCAGAGACUUUGGAAGCAAAAGACACAGUGACGAAAAGGAUACAAAGAUCAGAUGCUCUCAGGUCAGAAGCUAUGUUUUUGGAUGGAAAUGGCCGCAAAUUCUGGAAAUUAAGAGGCUACUCUGGAAAAAGAGAGAUUCUGAUUCAAGCUAUUGGAAACGGGGAUUCAUUGACUCUCAAGGACAGGUGGUUUAGCUGCAAUUUUGAUGAAAGGGAGACCAUUGAGAAUUAUUAUUUGAGGCAGCUAAGAAAAUGAGCCAGAGAAGUCAUUUGCAUCGUCUCAACAGUUUAUGCAUACCAGGGUCGUCACCACAGGACGCUCUUGCGAGUUAACUACUGUUUGGGGGAGGACAGCCUGUAACCACAGCCUCACCAAGGUGCAAGGGGGACCAUGGGCCCUUCACACAACUUCUGGUCCAAGAGCCCUACUGCCCGCAAGCGGGAUUCCAACCCAAGACCGUAUGGGAGGGAGGGAAUUUCAUCCCAGC